Molecule: messenger RNA, 4299 nt
Organism: Dictyostelium discoideum AX4
Lineage: Eukaryota; Evosea; Eumycetozoa; Dictyosteliales; Dictyosteliaceae
Exons: 2
Coding region: 1-4299 (1432 amino acids)
Source: RefSeq, a predicted model, not a curated record
AUGGAUACAAUUGGCCUUGAUGAAACAACCACUAUAGAAAUAAAUAAUAAUAGUAAUAAUAAACAUAGUUCAUAUAGUAGUAGUAGUAGUAAUAAUAAUAGCAAUAAUUUAAUUAUUUCUAAAAUACCAAAUAAAAUAAUUGAUUCAAAUAAUAAUAAAAAUAACAAUAAUAAUAAAAAUAAUAAUAAUAAUAAUAAUAAAAAUAAUUAUUAUAAUAUAAAUAAAAGUUCCAAAAUGGAUAUGGAUUAUUUAUUAGAUUGUGUUCAAAAAACCCAUGGAUUAAUAAAAGAUUUAACAGAUUCAAUGUUAAUAUCCAAUGACCAAGAAGAAAGAAAACAAUUCCAAAAACAAUUAAAUGAAAGUAAUAAUUAUUUAAAUGAAUUAUUAUCAAAAUUAUCAUAUAUAAAAAAUAAUAAUAAUAUUAAUAAUAAUAAUAAUAAUGGUAAUAUAAAUUCAAAUAAUGGUACAAGUUUUGGUGAAAUUAAAUCAAUUCCAUUAAUGAGCAAUGAAACUGGUUUCACAAAUAAUAAAAUUACAAAUAAUUUUAAUUAUUCAGAAAAUAAAAAUAAUAAUAAUAAUAAUAAUAAUGGCCAAGAACAACAUGAAUUAUUUUCAACUUCAAAUAAAAUUGAAAAUAAUAAUAAUAAUAAUAAUAAUAAAAUUAAUAAUGAAAAUAAUAAUGAAAAAAAUAAAAAUAAUAAUAAUGGCCAACAUAUAAUUCCAAAAAUUUAUAUUUCAGAUCACGAAAUGGCACCAAAUAGUGAAUUUCAAAAUAUUGAUUCAAUUUCUCCAUCAUCUCAAUUAAUUUGUGGUGAAUCAAGAUUAACACCAGUUUCUGAAAGAAAUGAGUUAACAUCUCCUGCAUCCUCGCUACCCUCAUUACCAUCUCUACCUUCAAGUAUGCCAAAAGAAAAUAAAGAAAAUAAAGAACCCAUUAAUCAACAAGAAGAGGAGGAAGAAGAAGAAGAAGAGGAUGAGCAAAAAAAAGAAGAAGAGAAUAACCUUGUAAAAAUGACAACUGUCCAAGUUGAAAAUACUCAAGAGAAAAUACCCCUAGCCAAAUCAGCAACAAUAUCAACAACAAAUAAAACCAUAGAAAUAGAAGAGCAAGAAAAGGGAAUGGAUAGUGAAAAAUUAAAAAAGACAAUUAAAUCAUCAUCAUCAUCAUCAUCAAAUUUAUUCAAUGAUUUUCCUAAACCUUUUAUACCAUUUGUUCAAUCAAAUUAUAAUACAGAAGAAAGGAAUGAAGUUUUACAAAUUGUAAAAUUAAUUCACUAUGAAUAUGGUGUUCAAAUUAAAGAUAAAACUGGUCAAUUAGAUAAUUAUAUGUAUAAUAUUAAUUUUAAUCCACCACCUCAAUACAUGUGUAAUAGCAAUGAUAUCAAUAGUAAUAAUAUCAAUAGUAAUAUCAACAACAAUAAUAACAAUAUGAGUAAUAAUUUAAAAAAGAAAUUAUUAAUUAUAUCAAAUGAAAAACGUAAUAAAAUGGGACCACAAAUUCAAAGAUCUCCUGAAGAAACUUAUUUAUCAAAUCAUUUCGAUGAAGAAGAAUUAUCAAAUUAUUUCUCUCACAGUUUUAUGUCUCCAAAAAUUGUAAAAUCACCAUCUUCUUCAAAUUUAAAUAAAAUUAAUCAAAAUAAUCAAAAUAAUAAUAAUAACAAUAUUAUUAAUAAUAAUAAUAAUAAUAAUAAUCAAAACAAUACAACCACCAAUAAUAAAAAUAAAAGUAAUAAUGAAAAGAAUAAUGAUAAUAAUACUGUAUUUAAUAAUAAUACAACCACCACCAACAACAAUAAUAAUAAUAAUAAUAAUAAUUCAAGUGAAAAAAAUAAAGUUAUUGUAUUUGAAAAGAAAGAACCUGGUCAAUUUAUAUUUAAAAAGGAAAAAGUAGCAAAAUUAUCAACAUCUUUAUCUUACUCAAAUUUAUCAUCAUCAUCAUCAAAUGGAGGAACAGCAGAAGAUGAAGAAUAUGAUAGAUAUUAUGAUUCAUUUCAUUGUGUUGAAUUGGUUGAUGAAGAUUUAUUAGUUUAUGAUAAUGAAGAUAUUUAUUUUAAUGAUGAAGUUGAUCAAAAUAAAUCUCCACUCAUUUCACCAUCACUUUCAAAAUCAAAUACAACAACAACCACAACCACCACCACCACCACCACUACAGCUACAUAUGCAAAUGUCAAUGCUAAUGCAAUUGCAACAAUUGGUAGUAGUAGAAAAAUUAAUAAUACAUUAUCACCAAAUAUGAAUAAUAAUAAUAAUAAUAAUAAUAAUAAUAAUAAUAAUAAUAAUAAUAAUAAUAAUAAUAAUAAUAAUAAUAAUAAUAAUAAUAAUAAUAAUAGUAAUAAUACAUCACCAACAUUAACUACACAAGAGAAUAAUGGUAUUUCAAAUGGUAGUGGUAAUGGAGGUAGAAAAAUUCAUUAUAGAUCAUUAUCACAUGGUAUCAUUAAAACACCAUUUACAAAUAAUAAAUUAAAAACACUUCAAAUUUUCGUACCAACUGAACCUUACACUUGUAGAUUAGAAAUUACAAUUGAAGAAAAUGUCACCGUGGAAAGAUUACUCAUUGAAGUCAUUGAUCUAUGUAUUAAAGAGAGAAGAAAAAUUCAAUAUCAUAAAAGACAAAAAUUACAAAUUCAACAAUUACAAUUAUUACAACAACCAAUAAUAACAACAACAACAACGGUCGCAGUACAAUCUAAUAAUAAUAAUAAUAGUAGUAAUAAUAAUAAUAAUAAUAAUAAUAAUAAUAAUAAUAAUAUGACAUCACCAAUUAAUCAAUCACAAUCAUUAACAUCUUCUACAACAAGUUCAAAUAUAUCUUCAUCGUCAUCAUCAAAUGCAUUUUCACCACCAACAGUUUCAGUAUCAAAUCAAUUGAUAUCAAAUAAUAAGAAUGGAAAUGAUUUUGAAUCAUUAACAUUCCCAUUUUUAAUUUAUACAAAUCAUAGAGAUUUCAUUCUAAAGAAAUCUGAUGAAAAUGGUGAAAUCGAUCAAACUCUUCAACCAAUCAUUAGAACUACUGAAAUUAAAAAAUUAAAAACUGAUUGUUUUUCUUUAGUUAUUAAUCCAAAAGCAAUUAGAGAUACAACACAUCAUCCUCAAAUUUUUAGAGUUCAUAUUAUACAUUCAAGUAAUAAUAUUAAUAGUAAUAGUAAUAAUAAUAAUAAUAAUAAUAAUAAUAAUAAUAAUAAUAAUAAUAAUAAUAAUAAUAAUUAUAAUAAUAAUAAUAAUAAUAAUUGUAAUAAUGGAAUUGUAAAAUCAAUUAGUUUUAGUAAUAUUGGUGAAGUUGAUCAAUCAUCAUCAUCAAUAGCGCCAUCAUCAUCAACAACAGCAGCGACAGCAGCAACAUCUUCAACAACAAAGGAUUCAGUUGCAGUUGUUUAUAAAUCUUCAUCAACAUUGGCAUCAAUAAAAGCAUCAAUUUGUAAAAAAGAGAAUUUGGAAUUAAAUCUUUGUGUUUUUAUGACAAUGUCAAAUGAAGUUAUUCAAAAUGAAAAAAUCACUUUAGUUGAAUUAAAUUUACCAAGUGUUAAAUUAGUUUAUGAUCAAAUAAAACCAAUACAAAAAUCAAUAACACCAUUUCAAUCAGAAGGUGUUGUUGGUAAUGCACCAAGACCAAUUACAAAAUUAUUAGGCCCAAUAUUCUUUUUCACCCCUGAUAAUAUUUGUGAGAUUAAACAAUAUGUCGUUUCAAAGAUUGGUAAAUUAGGUGUUAAAAAAGAUAGAUAUAUGGAAAUUAGUAAAGAUAAAAUUAUGUAUUCUCAAUUUGAUUAUUUACCAUCAUCUUCAGUUUCUCAAAAUGGUUUCCAUAAUAAUAAUAAUAAUAAUAAUAAAGAAUAUUAUGGUGGUGGUGUUGGUGGUGGUGGCGGAUUUACAAAUUAUAAUAAUUUUAGUAAUGCUAAUUUAAAUAAUAAUAAUAAUAAUAGUAAUUUUGGUAAUGGUAAUGGUAAUGGUGGUAUAAAUGGUAAUAAUGGUAACAAUAGUGGUAGUAAUAAUAAAGAAAAUGGUGGUACAGGUGCAGGUAUUGGUGGUGGAGGUGGACUUCAACUACCAAAUAAUAACAACAAUAAUAAUACCACUCCAUUAAAAAAUAAUAAAUUCUUUAGAUCCUUUAGUUCUGCUGUAAUAAAAACACCUUAUCAAUUAAUUAAUGAUAUUUCUGGUGUUGGUAUAAUCAUUAAUAAACCAAAUUCAUUCUAUUUAAAAUGUAAUAACAAGAAUUCUGAAUACUCAUCCACCGAUGCUGAUGAAAUAGUUGCUAAAAUUCAAUUUAUUAUUAGAUUAAAAAAAGAAAAUUUAAUUUAA